UUUAGCCCUGCUCAAACCAACUAAGGAUCAGACACACACAGAGAUGGAGAAACACUGUGCAAACUGGACUUUUCUGUUGGUGCUCUGUGGCUCCCUGCCACUGGCGAUUCAGGCUGGCAGACACAUGCCAAAACUCUCCGACAAGAAGCUAUGCGCCGAUUCAGAGUGUAGCUAUCCCAUUCUCAUCGCUAAAGCUCUGCAGGAUUAUUAUCCACAAGAUUGUCGCUUCAUACCCAUCCAGCAAGGCCAGUCUGUCUAUGUGUAUGCCAUGCUGAAAGACCGUGGAAACCUUUUCUGGGCUGGCAGUGUUCAAGGGUCGUAUUAUGGAGAGCAGGAAGCUCGUCUGGGUUUCUUCCCCAGCAGUGUUGUUGAAGAGACUCACGCCUUAAUGCCUGCUGAGGUUGAGGUCAAGACUGAUAAAUGGGACUUCUACUGCUAUUAGGAUCGUGUUUUGCCUACAGCUGGAAAAUAAGCAUAAUUAUUGAUUUCACUCUGCACUUUAUGGUGUCACUAUACAUUUAUUAUCUCUAUUAAGCAACUUCAUUUAAUGAUUAGCAUUCAGAUAAACCCAAACACUGUAUACAAAAUGCUUUUUGAUGCAGUAAUUUUAAUAAAACUGAGCUGCUGCUGAUA
This is a messenger RNA of Danio aesculapii, 633 nucleotides long. It is a transcript of the gene mia, whose product is annotated as MIA SH3 domain containing. Bases 44 to 442 code for a protein of 132 amino acids. NCBI's taxonomy places the organism in Eukaryota, Metazoa, Chordata, Actinopteri, Cypriniformes, Danionidae. Gene Ontology annotation, biological process: extracellular matrix organization. The record is from RefSeq and is a predicted model, not a curated record. The transcript has 4 exons. Gene Ontology annotation, molecular function: protein binding.